AUUAUUUAAAUCAACCGUUUAAGAAACUUGUACUACAUCCCACUAUAUAUUUUUUUAUGUUUUACUAUUUAUGCCCUGCUCCCAUUGUUUUUAACAAGGUCUGGAUUAUCCAUCAAGGAUUAUAAUAACGGACAAAAAAUACAAAUUGGAACAUACACGAAAUUUCUAUAAAUUUCUAUCAAUCUUUUAAUAGGAUCGUUAUUUCAUAACACUCAAUUUCAACUACCCGUCUCGCAUUCCACUCGCUUAAAGAGAAAUACCCUUUGACAAUACUCUGUCUGUUGACUGGACAAUGAAGUUUUGCAGUAUGAACGGCCCAAGUGAAUCGGAAGUUGAAAGCCUACUGAUGAGCCCCUGUUGGGGACCCACACAGACCGGCAGCGCUCAGGAUCAGUACCUGCUGGAUGGACAUAAGUUGCUGUUGGAACACGAUUUGGAUUCGCUACCAAGUGAUGCAGAUCAGAAGAAUUCGAUGGAUGUUUUGGAUAAUUUAUUAAUGAACAGCUCAUCGCUGAAUGCAUUGUCAGACUUGAAACCAUUACCACCAUUUACAGGAUAUACAGGACAUUUGUCGAUCAAUGGUAUAUCUGGGCAUCAUUAUCAUGCCAUUGCCCAGCGACUGCCCGACGAGAGUAAUAAUAAUUAUAUACAGAGUGCCUAUCAGAACAACAACAAUAACAGUAAUCCCACCUCUACGACGCCUUCCGGCUCCUGCAAUGGAUCAUCCAAUGAGCACAACAUAGUCUCCUCCUCCACCUGCCUACCGGAAAGCGUGCUAAGUGGUACAGGUGGCGAUAACUGCGCGAAUUCAUGUCUGGGUGAUGUUAAACUAUUUGCCGAUAGUCAAUUAGAUUCUAAGCUUUACUCAGCGGACAGUUGUGUGAUGAACGGGGGUGGAGGAAAUGGUAGCAGCUCUGCUCUCACACCCAUCGAUCAAGUAGCGGACUCACUACAUGGAAGCGGUGUACGCAUUUAUAAGGAUCUAACGGAAUAUGUUGAUAUGAACUCCAUUGACGAUAUAGCUGCAAUUAUAGGAUCAGCAAUAGCCGACACUACAGUCCCCAAUCAACUCGAUAAGGAAGAGGGCACUGAUACCCGUGAUAGUUGGAUGGAUCUUGAUGCCUGGAUCGAUGGUAAUUGCAUACAACCCGAAGCCAAAGUUUUGGUAUCCUCCCAUCAUCAACAGGAUACGUUAAGUGAAUUUAUUUUGCCGCAUUCACCGUUGCCCAUGCAUGCUGCAAGUAGUUCUACAUUGCAAAGCCUUCUCAGUCACGGCUAUAUGCCCCUUUUGCAAAAUCGCCUACAACAUGGACCACCUCCAUCCAGCACCAACACCAGCGGCAACAGCAACAACAACAGCACAUCAACAAAUUGUAUCAAAAGUGAAGCAGCACCCAGCAGCUCUACCUCAUACUGCACCGAACAACAACAACAGCAGCAACAACACCUCAGCAGUAGUUGUAGCCCACCUGGUUCGGUGGUAAGCACUACGGAUAAUACAUUAAUGAUUAAUCCGCGUUAUCUUACCCAAACACAAACAAAUCCUAAUCAGAAUCAACAGCCCACAUAUCAAUUACCUUCUGCAAAUGCUUUAAGUUUGCCAACAAAUUCGCUUAAAGAUAAUGGUUUAUGUUCACCCGAAAUGCUUGGCAACUAUCCACACACUACCACAACAUCAUCAUCAUCGAUAUCGGCAUCGACAAAUUCUGGUAGUGGUACUCCCAAAGCGAAAAGAUCGAGAGCUCAAAAGAAAAACAACCAGCAACAUUCACAUCAUUCCACAUCGGGGGAGAAUAUCAACGGACCAUCCACGACAAAUUCUUCUUCAACAUCUUCCCAACUUGGUGCCCUUUCACCGCCGUCCAGUGUCCAAGGUAGUUUUAGUGCCAGUGAUUUGAGCGGGCUUCUUGGCAAGGAGAAGCCUGUGCAUCGUUGCAGCAUCUGCAAUCGGGGUUUCCUUAAUAAAUCAAACAUUAAGGUACAUUUGCGUACACAUACGGGCGAGAAGCCCUUUCGUUGCGAAGUCUGUGCGAAAGCUUUUCGGCAGAAGGCGCAUUUGCUCAAACAUCAACAGAUACAUAAGAGAAUUGGGCGUGACUGAGACUUGAUUUUAAAAUUUAAUCAUUUCCUUUUACUCGCUGGCCAAUAACGAAGCUAGCAACCAAAAAAAAAAAAAUGAACAUGAAUUGGAAUAGAGUAUAGAAAACCGCUAACGCACUCUGAGUGCGUACCAAGACGUUUCUGCUCUAUUGCAGGGAAGGCGCCUACUCUAAGUAACCUAAUCAAUGGUUAAAUAUGUAUAUAUCUUAAACUAUCUGAUUAGCUGCUACUUAAUAGACGUUUUCCCAUGUGUUCUGUGUGUGAGAUUGCUUGACUAGUGACCCAAUGGAAGCUUUGGUGAAGCAAUCUUAUACACGAACAUUUUGUAUACUUUCGUUGUUGUUGGUUGCUUUUGAUCUCUUUACAGAUUAGUCGUUAUAUAGGAUAAAUUUAAAAUCAAAAGUUUAGAACUUGUAUGCAGGUAUUGGAUUAAAAUCGUUUAUCCGAGUCUAAUUGAUCUGAAAGACGAUCUACCAAAUAGGAGUCCCAUCUUCUCAGUCUACUGGUUUCCGGUAAUUUAAUUUCUUCAACCUACUACCUCCACUGGCAAAGAGUUUUAUACUCGAAGUAAAGAAUGUGCAUUAAACGAUUAAAUUAGUUAGUUUUGCUGCUAAACGACAAACAUCUAAAGAGACCACAAGCAAUGUAAGAACAACGAAGCGUCCAAUUGUCUUUCUGCAACUGUUGUUUCGUUUUGAGUAAAUCAUGAUAGGGAACACCUGGAACAGCUAUAAGCAAAAUAAUAAAUAGCAAGUAGAUAUUUGGAUUUAUUGAUCAUGUACCUCAUCUUGUUGAAAACUUUAAGUGUAUAGCAAUAAAAUUUUAAAAAUAAUUUUAUCAUUAAAUGUACAAAUAGUUACAAAUUACAAUUGACAAACAUACAUAUUUAAAAUUAAAAACAUAAAACAUAGAAUUAAGACUUUGAAGCGGGCUUGGCAAAAUAUUUCGAAUUAAACAAUACAAAAGUAAUAUCCAAAUUAAAAAUAUACAUAUUUAUUAUACUUUCUAGCAAAGUACUCAAGUAAUAUU
Drosophila willistoni is the source of this 3129-nucleotide messenger RNA. RefSeq names its product ichor (gene ich). NCBI's taxonomy places the organism in Eukaryota, Metazoa, Arthropoda, Insecta, Diptera, Drosophilidae. The coding region runs from base 293 to 2101 and encodes 602 amino acids. The transcript has 3 exons. Gene Ontology annotation, molecular function: RNA polymerase II transcription regulatory region sequence-specific DNA binding; DNA-binding transcription factor activity, RNA polymerase II-specific. The record is from RefSeq and is a predicted model, not a curated record. Gene Ontology annotation, biological process: embryonic pattern specification; embryonic hindgut morphogenesis; regulation of transcription by RNA polymerase II. Gene Ontology annotation, cellular component: nucleus.